GCAUUCAUAUGGAGUCCAUUACUUCGCAAAAGUGGUUACGUCUCGGAGGCCCUCAUCGAUGUGUCGGACAUAACGCCAACCAUUUUAGACGCAAUCGGCGACAGACACGUGCUUUCAGACGAAACUGAUAUUUACGGCGUCUCACAAUGGAAUACGAUGUCUCAUAAUGGACUACCGGUGCGAUCUGAGAUCAUCCAUAACAUCGAUCCGGUAGAUAAUAUGUCUGCCAUUCGAUGGCACGACUGGAAACUCGUUCUGAGUUCCAGUUAUAAGGGGUGGGAUGUAUGGACUCAGUCAAUACGACAUCCAAAUUAUGAUGUAUUGGAUCAGUCGACGGUGCGGUGCUCUGAUCCUCCCGUUCCUAAUGGUAAACACGGAUGUUUGACGGGUGAGUUGUGUUUAUUUAACCUGAGAGUCGAUCCGUGCGAAUACAAAAAUAUAAUCAAUGAAACCGAUCCCUCAUUCGUGCGAUACGUUUGGCACAAAUUGGUUGAGUUUAACGAGACGUCAGUACCCGCCUUAUCACGGGUGCCAUUGGAUAAGCGAGCACAUCCUCGGUUUCAUAAUAACACCUGGACCAAUUGGUUGGACGAUGACUUGGACUAUCAAUUAUAUAGGGAUUACAAACACGACAAAGAUGAAUUUUAA
Oppiella nova is the source of this 648-nucleotide messenger RNA. The record is from the annotation of a GenBank genome assembly. Lineage: Eukaryota; Metazoa; Arthropoda; Arachnida; Sarcoptiformes; Oppiidae.